Molecule: messenger RNA, 1944 nt
Organism: Lathyrus sativus (Indian pea)
Lineage: Eukaryota; Viridiplantae; Streptophyta; Magnoliopsida; Fabales; Fabaceae
Source: the annotation of a GenBank genome assembly
AUGCCAUCUAUUAUUUUUAUUAUUUUUCAUUUAUUUUUGCAGCUGAGUUUCCGAGUUAACUCGGAGCCCACUCAGGACAAGCAAGCUCUCCUUGCUUUUAUUUCACAAACACCACACUCUAACCGUGUUCAAUGGAACGCUUCUGAUUCCGUUUGUAACUGGGUCGGUGUUCAAUGCGACGCUUCAAGUUCCUAUGUUUAUUCGCUCCGUUUACCCGCCGUGGAUCUUGUGGGUCGGGUCCCACCAAACACAAUCGGACGGCUAACGAAUCUUCGCGUUCUCAGUCUCCGUUCUAAUGGUCUCACCGGUGAGAUCCCUUCCGAUUUCUCUAAUUUGACUUUUCUUCGUAGUAUAUAUCUUCAGAAGAAUAAAUUCUCCGGUGGGUUUCCGUCUAGUUUAACUCGGUUAACUCGUUUGACUCGCUUGGAUCUCUCUUCCAACAACUUUUCCGGCUCAAUUCCUUUCUCCAUCAACAACUUGACUCACCUCAGUGGCCUCUUCUUGGAGAAUAACACCUUCUCUGGUAGCCUUCCCAGCGUUACUGCAAAUUUGAACGGCUUUGAUGUUUCUAACAACAAUCUCAAUGGUUCAAUCCCCAAGACGCUGUCGAAAUUCCCCGAAUCUUCCUUUGCCGGAAACAUAAAUCUUUGUGGCCCACCAUUGAAAUCGUGCAGCCCGUUUUUUCCAGCGCCGGCGCCGUCACCGGGUUCCAUACCACCGGUGAUUAAACCGGGGAAGAAAUCUAAGAAGCUUUCAACCGGCGCCAUUGUCGCAAUUGUAGUUGGUUCCGUUCUGUUCAUAGCGUUACUGCUACUACUCUUAUUACUCUGUCUCCGGAAACGUCGCCGGCAACCAGCGAAACCACCUAAGCCAGUUGUCGCAGCAGCUCGCGCUGCUCCUGCAGAAGCCGGAACAUCGUCUUCCAAGGACGAUAUAACCGGUGGUUCAGCUGAAGCAGAGAGGAACAAAUUGGUGUUCUUUGAGGGAGGAAUAUACAGUUUCGAUUUGGAAGAUUUGCUUAGGGCUUCUGCGGAGGUUUUGGGAAAGGGAAGCGUUGGGACUUCGUAUAAAGCGGUGUUGGAAGAAGGAACAACGGUGGUUGUUAAGAGGUUGAAAGAUGUUGUUGUAACAAAGAAAGAGUUUGAGAUGCAAAUGGAGAUUCUGGGUAAAAUUAAGCAUGAGAAUGUGGUUCCUCUUAGAGCAUUUUACUUCUCUAAAGAUGAGAAAUUGCUUGUUUAUGAUUACAUGCCCGCCGGUAGCUUAUCUGCUCUACUUCACGGUAGCAGAGGAUCUGGGCGAACACCGUUAGAUUGGGACAACCGGAUGAGAAUAGCACUGGGAGCAUCAAGAGGACUAGCAUGCCUCCACGUGUCAGGCAAAGUAGUCCACGGCAACAUUAAAUCUUCCAACAUCCUCCUCCGUGGAGCCGACAAUGACGCAAGCGUUUCGGAUUUUGGUCUCAACCCGUUAUUCGGAAACGGAUCUCCAUCAAACCGGGUCGCCGGUUACCGUGCACCGGAAACCCUAGAAACCCGAAAAGUCACCUUCAAGUCUGAUGUAUACAGCUUCGGCGUAUUGCUGUUGGAGCUAUUAACAGGAAAAGCACCCAAUCAAGCUUCACUAGGCGAAGAGGGAAUCGAUCUACCGAGGUGGGUCCAAUCCGUUGUUCGUGAAGAAUGGACCGCAGAGGUUUUUGACGCUGAGUUGAUGAGGUUUCACAAUAUCGAAGAAGAGAUGGUUCAGUUGUUGCAGAUAGCGAUGGCUUGUGUUUCUGUGGUGCCUGAUCAGAGACCAAGCAUGCAAGACGUGGUCCGCAUGAUUGAGGAUAUGAAUCGCGGUGAAACGGAUGAGGGUCUUCGUCAGUCGUCGGAUGAUCCUUCUAAAGGAUCCGAGGGUCAUACUCCACCUCAGACAAGGACUCCACCUAGAUCGCGUACACCGUAG